AUGAAGCCGUCGGACAUAUCGGCGUUGUUCAUCUUGCUAGGCUGCGCAGGAGCCUUGCACUUCGACAGGGCCGAGCCUCGCGCGGCGACCGCCACUGACACAGCUGCCACCUGGGAGAAGCAGGCGGCGCAGUCGACUCUGACAGUGGAAUACCUGAUUGUCGGCGGCGGCGGUGGCGGCGCUUCCGGAGGCGGCGGCGGCGGCGGUGUGCUCCAAGGGACGGGUUUGGUCAUGUCUGUCGACGAAGUCAUCACGGUUGGCGCAGGCGGUCUCGGAGGUUCGGGGGGCAGCGGCAACACUGCGGAGGCGACGAACGGAGGAGAUUCUUCGAUCGGCUCUCUGGUGGCAUAUGGCGGUGGCAGGGGUGCGGGGGGCAGUUCCAGGACUGCCUCCAGCGGAGGCUCAGGCGGUGGAGGCGCCUACGAUCUGCCGAGUGUUGCCUACGCGGCUGGGGUCGCGGGACAGGGCUACCGGGGUGGGCGCAGCGACAGGGGGGGGUACGGCGCAGGCGGUGGCGGCGGCGGUGCGGGCGGCGUUGGGAGCGACGCGCCCCAGCAGCACUACGGAGGAGAUGGUGGCGUUGGAGUGGCGUCGUCGAUUUCAGGCACUCCUACGUAUUACGGCGGAGGCGGUGGCGGUGGCGUCAACGCAAAUUGCGGUUGCACCACUUAUCCAGGAGGGGCCGGCGGCCUAGGGGGCGGCGGCGAUGGAAGUAGUUACGGCGGUGGUGGCGGCGCUUAUUUCAAUGGCGAAGAUGGGCAGGCAAACACUGGCGGUGGUGGCGGCGGCACGGAUCCUGAGUCUUCCUUGGCUGGCAAUGGAGGGUCUGGCAUCGUGAUCAUCAAGUACCUGAGUUCCAUCCCGUUGCUCCAAGGUGGCACAGUCACCACGAGCAAUGGCUACCAAAUUCAUACUUUUACAGCAACUGGAUCGCAUACCGUAGCAGCCGAGGCGGCAUGCGGUGCGUGGCGCUACUACAGGUACUAUGUCCCAGUCGCGAGUGCAAACCCGCAGCAUCUGUGCAUCAAUGAGAUGCAGUACUUGUACGGUGGUAGCGUGCUGUCAACACCUGCAACUCACUGCGGCAGUGCACCGUGCGCUUUUGCUACUUCCGGAUUCUACUCGGAUUGGAGCCCCGAUAAAGUUUUCGAUCAAAGCAAUUAUGCAAUGUAUGGCAGUGGAUAUUGCAAUGAAGCCGGUGAUGGUUAUCCCCGAGGGGCUGGGUGGUUGGCGUACGACUUCGGAGUGCCGACACAAGUCGAUCGGGUCAAGAUUUGGUUUUGGAGAGGUGAUCACAGCGCGAGUGGGACGGCCUACAUGGAAGGCUCAAACGAUGCGGUCACAUGGACAACUUUGAAAACGAUUACAGACACUGAUUAUGCGACGCUCGAUACGUCCGUCGAUUGUGUUGCAUCGCCAAGUUCGGCGCCGACGCUGCUGAUGAAGCUGAGGGCGGGCUCCAAUACCUUCCAGUAUGACGCAAGCUAUUGGACCGACACUUCUGUGUUGAACGAAGCUGGCGGCGCUUCGGUCAGCGACUCUGACGACGAGGACGUCAAGAUGUCGGCAUUCAACACCAGAGUUCGUGUUUACAACGUGUAA
Molecule: messenger RNA, 1602 nt
Organism: Prorocentrum cordatum
Lineage: Eukaryota; Dinophyceae; Prorocentrales; Prorocentraceae
Source: the annotation of a GenBank genome assembly